AAAUGUGUUUAUCAUGGCUGAUGAUACCUACAAUAUAUAAAGUGAACCACUGUGGUUGUAUUUAUUGAAUUACUUGUUAUUGAUUGUAAAAUAUAGUGCAGUUAGGUAUAUAGUCAAGGAACGCGGGCAAGUUUCAGUAUUGGCACUUGUAAGGAAGGCAGAAACAGGCUGAAAAUGUCGGAGGCACCAUCGCAUGACUUCCUCGAUGAGGACUCCUUUUUCUCCGAGAUGAUGUCUAGUCAAUCGGAUCUUGAGGACCAAAUUUUAUUGUUAAAAGAGGUAUUAAACAAUGAUCGUUGUAUCGAGGAAAAGUUGGAAGAGCUGCAGAACUUUUUUUCCAGCAAUAGCAUACGAAAUGCGCCGAUAGAUAUCUUGGACGAAAAGAUAUUCAAUACAGCGCUCAUUGGUGCACAAAAAAUAUAUUUCGAGGUUAUUAAUACUAUUAACGAGCUAUUACGAAGCAAACAAAAUAAAACAACAGAUGUGAAAAAUCAACUGAACGUUUUGGUAAAUUUAUUGAAAUGCUGGGAUCUAUGCAUAAGUCACAUCAAGGCCUUGGAGAAAGUAUCUAUCAUCGAUAUCAAAAGCUUUCCCGCAAGUUUAUUUGAUGUUAUGGCUAAUAUGCUACGUCACUGCAAGGAUAGUACUGCAUAUUACGGGGACUACUUUAAUUCAGUUUCGGAAAUUUUGACUACACUUUUUCGACAAUGCGUCAAUACUUUGAAUGUCUUUUAUUCGCUGAUGGAUUCGAUUAUUUCGUUUGACACGAAUCAAGAAGUUGAAAUGAACCUUCUGUUGAAAAUAAUCGACGAAACGGGAAAGAUUGCAACGUUAACCAGUGGUCUGGAUGCCAAGACGCUGACAGAUAUGUGGAAAAGGUUUGGAAAACUUUCUUCGAAUUAUAACAUUGAAAUGAAGAACAUUUCUCCGAGUACAGUAACGCAACAUUUUCGGGGGUUGUCUGAAAGUAUUGUUACUGUUUUGUCGGCUAUCAACCAAAAAAGCCAACGUUCCUCCAAUGAACGAUCCGUUCUUUGCUGUCGACUUCUGUUCAAGAUUUUAGAAAAGUUAUGCGACACUUAUUGCGGUUGGAUACGUGAUGACGUCAUGGUGGCCAUUAUUCUCAUGCUCGCAAAUUUAUUCAGGUAUACCGAGCAUUGCUUGAAACUUCAUGGCUAUCAUCCGGAAUUUAUAAGAUUUAUUGUUUCCAAUUUUGUAUUCAUGAUUGAGCCAUUUUUGGACAUCAUUUUUAAAAAUGACACUUUUAAAUCGGGCUUUUUUGACUACAAUAAAAGUAUUGAAGAUGACGCUCUUGGUUAUCAUUUGUUGCUGUUAAAGAUUGUAAAAAAGAUAUCAGCAUUACCAUACGAGGUGCAACGUGACUGGUGUAACAAAGAAUUUCAUAUUUUGGACGCUUGUUUUAAAAAUAUCGAUAGAUUGACAAGAGAAAUUUGCGUGGGAAAGCAAGAAAUUCAGUUGUCCCGAGACGCUGGACAAGGCUUUUACGUAGCGAACAUUUACGAAGCUACCUGCCUCAGUAUUUUUUCGCUCGUUUGCCACAUUCCAGACGCAGAUUUUUCCGAACUUGUGAUUCUGCUGAUAAAGCACUUGCUCAGUGGAGGAUUUUUUAGCUCCUUACUCAGCUCCGACGUUUGGUGCUUUCUUUGCAGAUUAGGCUCUUCUGAAAUGUGCUUCAAUCACUUCAAGCAUUUAAUGCAGAUCUACGAGUUGCUCGGAGAGCGAAAACACAAUGUCAACGUUGUUAUGCUGUCUAGGCUACUGAGUCGCCAGUACGCGUUUCUUUCGGAGAAGGAUAAGAUUGAAGUCAUCAAUAGCAUUGAAAAGUCGUCCGAUCCACAUAAGUGGAGUUGCCUAGCUCGAAUCGUCGAUCCGCAGAAGAUGCAGUUGCUUCGACAACAGAUUGAUGCCUCAACAGCGAAUUCCGAAAUAGCGUCUAAUUUAAAAACAUUGGAAGAGCAGCCCACGUUACAUAAUUUAGGUUCACUGGUGAAAAAUUUAUCGAUUAUCGAAGCUUGCGACGUUCCGCAGGACAAGCAAUCGAUCGACACCUUCGUCAAUAUGUGGAACAAGCUUGUCUACAUAUUAGGCGACUGCGAAGGCACAUUACGGCUACUUUUGGAGGAUCUCGCAAUUGCCUUGAUUCGUGCUACACAUCCUCAAGAAGUUGAAUCCAAGUAUAUAACCUCGAUUCUCGAAUCCACGACUUCGCUCUACCCGUACGCCUCGAGUGCUCUGCGCCUGGAGCUCUGUCACCUGCUGUACCGUUGGUCUGCUCGUCUGACCGAAGUCGACUCGAGCGUCGUAGCCGAGCUGUACUGUCGACUUCUCAGCGACGCCAAGCCCUACGUCCAGCAAGAAGCCUUCGAAAGUUUCGAGCAUCUCACACGCGCCUGUCCCAACGCCGGCCUCAUAUCGUCCGUCGCUCUGUCCAUCAAAAACGCUCAGUCCGAGGUCUCGCGAACUCUUCCCGCGUACAUCUCCGGCGAAGUCGUCCAUUCUCUGGCUGGCUUUCGGAGCCAUGACGAAUUCUUCGCUGUUCUGAGCAGCAGCACUCUAGACCUGAAGAAGCACGAGUGUUACAAAAGGAGUCAGGCCGACCGGGAGGAAAAGGUACUGAAGCUGGACGAGGAAGCAAGUGGUAACCUCAUCAAAAACGACAGCUGCUUAGAGGAUGUGGAGAAACGGGCAGAAAAUAUCUGCAGCGAAAUGGAGCUAUUGUUGAAGCAUAAAAGCCAGAUUAGAAGAGAUACGCUCGAAAAGCUACGCCAGGUUUGGCACAGGUUUAUAGAGUCGGGAGAUUAA
This is a messenger RNA of Nasonia vitripennis (jewel wasp), 2823 nucleotides long. RefSeq names its product chromosome 1 open reading frame 112 ortholog. Lineage: Eukaryota; Metazoa; Arthropoda; Insecta; Hymenoptera; Pteromalidae. The transcript is spliced from 13 exons. The coding region runs from base 175 to 2823 and encodes 882 amino acids. The record is from RefSeq and is marked predicted.